AGUCAGUCUCAUAAAAGUCCUGCCUUUGGUUAUUUUAUGGCGGUAGUAUAAUUAAAGUGCAGCUUUGUGUUGUCACCCUCUGGUUAUUGAUUAAGUGGUCCAUGUGAUCAUGACCCGGGGCUGAUCAUUAUUCCACGCCGACGCCCUGGCUUGGCACCUCUGGGUGCAUCAGCUGACAUGUCUCCCAAGAUCAAUCCGAACAGUUAUGCAAUAUCUUUCACCUUAUCGAUUAUUUGGGAUGUGUAGCCAUGCGGCUCAACUUUGCCAGUGUUAACGCAAACCAGAAGACUACAUAUCCCAACAGGCGCAGCGAGCCGUUGCUUCAGUAGUUACACAUGAUUGUAGUUCCACUUGAAAAUCCCGUCAUGAGCCACUUCGUUAAUAAAUAAAUAGUUUGGUGUCAUGGCGGAGUCUGCAGCGUGUCCCGCUUUCCAGCUGGGAAGACCCCGCUACGACCAGGGUUCGUUCCUUGGUCGUCUGAGACACUUUGUAGACAUCAUUGACCCCAGCACCCUGUUUGUGUCCGAGAAACGGCUGAAAGAAUGCAUCCAACUCCUUGAUGACUACAAGCAUGGCUCACUUCCACCUGGAGUGUCCGACCUUCAGCUGUGGGAAGCCCAGAAGAUCAAGCAGGCUAUCAUUCAUCCUGACACAGGAGAGAAGAUCUUCAUGCCAUUUCGAAUGUCAGGUUAUGUGCCAUUUGGAACGCCGAUCGUCAUUGGCCUCCUCCUCCCAAAUCAGACUGUGGUGUCUACCAUUAUAUGGCAGUGGCUGAACCAGAGUCACAACGCCUGUGUGAACUUCGCCAAUCGCAACGCCACAAAGCCAACGCCAACCUCCAAGUUCCUUCAGGGCUAUGUAGGGGCAGUGACCAGCGCUGUCUCCAUAGCAGUGAGUGUGUUUCUAAUAUCAAUAUUGUCUCUGAGUAUGGAGACGGUUUAAUUAAACUUUGUUUAUUCUGAACAUCACCUGCCAAAGGCAGAGCACUAAAUGUAGCCAUGCAGUAAGUACAGAAGUAGUAAUAAUGGAUCUUUAUUCAGUGGAUGGUUCUUUGGGUACAUUAUGUGUUUUUUUGUACAAAUAAUUAUUCUUAUUGUCUCGUUUGAUAGUUGGUGAUUGAAGUGGGACUGUAAAUUAGUCAGUGCUAAGGCAGAUAACCAAUAAAUAUGUAUUUACUGUAAAAAGUGGCUAUCAGACUGUUCAGCUUUUGGAAUAGCUGUAGCAGUUCUGUACUUUUGUACUAAUGCCAGUUCUUGCUACAGUAAAGUUAUGAUCAUAGUUGGUAGUAAAGCUAAUGCUGCACAUACAACAAACUGUUUUACUGGACUGUACUGCAGUAUUUCAUGCAUUUCACAGGAGGUUUUCCUAAAAUUAAAAUGUACUGUGAUUGGUUUUAAUAUUUCCUAAAUAAGAUUUACAACUGAUCUGA
Messenger RNA from Monopterus albus (swamp eel), 1429 nucleotides. RefSeq names its product sideroflexin 5b (gene sfxn5b). The record is from RefSeq and is a predicted model, not a curated record. Gene Ontology annotation, biological process: citrate transport; mitochondrial transmembrane transport; monoatomic ion transport. The coding region runs from base 403 to 942 and encodes 179 amino acids. The transcript is spliced from 9 exons. Lineage: Eukaryota; Metazoa; Chordata; Actinopteri; Synbranchiformes; Synbranchidae. Gene Ontology annotation, cellular component: mitochondrial inner membrane. Gene Ontology annotation, molecular function: citrate transmembrane transporter activity; monoatomic ion transmembrane transporter activity.